CCGCGUCAAUGACAUUGUGACAUUUUUCUUCUACCCGAGCAUUUUCGCCGUCUUUCCGAAAUCGUCCAUCUCCAACCCACACUCGUCACAUCACCACCACAACCACCAUAACCACCACCAUCCACGACUCCCAAAAACCUCACCUCACCCACCCAAGAUUCAAAACAACGACACUAACUCAAGUCGACAAACACCCGAAAAUGUCUCGCCUCCUCCGCCUCCGCCCUCUCCUCAACCUCCCAAGGACCUCAUCCCGCCUCUCCUCAACCUCAGCCUUCUCCCGCGGUCCCGCGCCCCCGCGCCUCCCAGCAGACCAACAAGCCGAAUUCGAGCGUCUCCAACGCCAGGCCUCAGUCUCAAGCGCCUUUCAACACCUCGUCGAAGAGCAACCCGAAUCUCCCGCCGACGCCUCCUCUGCCUCCGCACAAUCUACCUCUACCUCUACCUCUACCUCUGCCGAUGCCUCUUCUUCCUCCGCAGUCGUCACCGAGGCUACCACAACAGCAACCGCCACCGCAACUGAACCCGCGACAGCAACUCCCACUAUCGCGGCAACGGACGAAGACACAAUGCACCCAAACUACGUCCGCGGCGCCCCCGCAGAAUUCGAAGGCGACAUCAACCCGCGCACCGGCGAGGUCGGCGGGCCCAAGAGGGAGCCGCUUCGUUGGGGGUCUGGUGGGGAUUGGAGCUACAACGGUCGCGUGACGGACUUUUAGAUACCGUUUGAAGAGCAAAACUCCAUCUACUUGCUGGAGUGAGUACUCUUGACAGUCGGGCGCUGUCUGAGAGAGAGACUAUUGUACACCAUCGCCCGCUUCUCCAACAAUCGCGUCAAAAAUUGGUCGGGACACCUUUCAAUUGUCAAUAAGCUUCGAUAAGGGGCACCUCUCGCGGCUGUAUCAUCAGUGUAUAGUACCUAGUUGACAUAAUCAUAUCAAGAUACCAUAUCAAAAUCUCAAAUCACCUGA
Colletotrichum godetiae is the source of this 971-nucleotide messenger RNA. RefSeq lists its product as uncharacterized. The record is from RefSeq and is a predicted model, not a curated record. Gene Ontology annotation, cellular component: mitochondrion. Gene Ontology annotation, biological process: mitochondrial respiratory chain complex II assembly. The transcript has a single exon. Lineage: Eukaryota; Fungi; Ascomycota; Sordariomycetes; Glomerellales; Glomerellaceae. The coding region runs from base 201 to 719 and encodes 172 amino acids.